Molecule: messenger RNA, 1233 nt
Organism: Symbiodinium sp. CCMP2456
Lineage: Eukaryota; Dinophyceae; Suessiales; Symbiodiniaceae
Source: the annotation of a GenBank genome assembly
AUGGACGAGCCGCCACCGAAGAGACCCUGCAGCAGUUUGUCUUCUCUUCGCGGCACUGCGACGGCUGCAGUCCAUGCCGACAAGCUGGCGGUGGAAGAAGAGUCAGUCCCGGAGUGGACUUUCUCGACGGCCGAGGAUGUGGCACCACCGCUGAGCCUUAGCACGACCUUCACGGCGCCUUCCAGUGGCCAGGGGCACAUCUACAGCCGUAUCUCCGCGCCGACACGGAGUCGCUGCGAAACUCUCCUGGGAAACGUGGAGGGCACGGAGGAGCAACCAGCUCACGCUGUGCUGUACAGUUCGGGUUUGGCUGCUGCGUUUGCCCUGUUUGCACACUUCCUGCCCAAGCGUGUCUUCAUUUCGGGUGGCUACCAUGGCACACAUCAGGUGCUGGGGCAGCUUCAGAAGAUCUCGGCCGGAAGCCGCUGCAAGUGCGAGCCUUUGCGAGGCCCUGAGGAGCUGGCGUCAUGCCUGGAAGCUGGAGACCUGAUUUGGCUGGAGACGCCUCUGAAUCCUUCGUGCGAUGUGGCCAACAUCAAGGCGUAUGUGGCGGCAGCAAAGAGUUGUCCGGGUGUCCACGUGGCUGUGGAUGGAACGUUUGCACCGCCACCGCUGCAGCGGCCGCUGCUCCUGGGUGCUGAUGCUGUGAUGCAUGCCACCACCAAGUCCUUGGCUGGGCACUCCGAUGUGCUGGGGGGCGCCAUUUGCGUGGCCAGCGCAGAGACGGCGGAUCAGCUCAGGAAGGACAGGCUCGCUCUCGGCUCGACGCCGGGUAACCUGGAGGUUUGGCUCCUUAUGCGCUCCCUGCGCACCCUUCACCUGCGAGUGCGGCAGCAGUCGGCCACUGCAACGCUUUUGGCCGAAUGGCUCGAUGCUGCCAGAACCGAUACCUCGCAUGCGCUCGCCGGGCUGAUCCACGCAGUCCACCAUCCAUCGCUGAAGUCGCACAAGAAUCAUUCUGUUGCAGUGGAGCAAAUGCCGGGUGGCUUUGGUGGCUGCUUUGCCCUGGAGCUGGUCUCGGAGGCUGCAGCGCGUGCUCUGCCCGGGUCCUUGAAGCUGUUUGGCAGCGCCACAUCUCUCGGCGGCGUUGAAAGCCUCAUCGAGUGGAGGCGGCGCUGGGAUCCGGCCAUUUCUCCUCUGUUGCUCCGGGUUUCAAUCGGACUGGAAGACUUUGAUCACCUUCGUGCCGACCUGCUGCAGGGCAUUCUUCGAGUGAGCUCCGAAGCAAAGUAG